CUUUGGCUUUACAGCAAUUACAAAACAAGCUAAGCUCCAAAAACCCUCCAGGAAGUGGACUUGUUCUUCUCAUGCUUUGCGGCGAAUGGGGUUUGAUAAGUUCUGCAGUUUGGACAGUUCCGACCCGUUCUGGGAUUGGAACCGUACAUGGUACACUUCUGAUCCGGACCUCACCCAGUGUUUCCAGAACACUGUCCUAGUGUGGCUGCCAUGCCUCUACCUUUGGAUAUGUGCACCAAUUUACUUCAUCUACCUCCGUAGCCAUGACCAAGGCUAUAUAUGUAUGAGUCACCUCAACAAAGCAAAAACUGCUGUUGGCUUUCUGCUUUGGAUCAUCUGCUGGUCAGAUGUGUUUUAUUCUUUCUGGGAGAGGAGUCAUGGCAGCAGCGUCCCAGCACCUGUCCACCUCGUCAGUCCAACCUUACUGGGCCUCACCAUGCUGCUGGCCAUCAUGUUAAUCCAGUAUGAGCGGAUGAAAGGGGUUCAGUCAUCUGGAGUAAUGCUGAUCUACUGGCUGCUGGCACUGCUGUGUGCCACGGUCACCUUCAGGUCGAAGAUCUUCCAGGCCUUGGACCAGCCACUGACCGUGUGUAUAUGGAGGUACACGACCUUUUAUACAUACUAUGCACUGCUGCUGAUUGCUCUGUUCCUGUCCUGCCUCACUGACCAGCCACCGCUCUUCUCCCAGAGCGUUAAAGACUCGAAUCCCUGCCCUGAGCCUGGAGCAUCUUUCCUCUCGAGAAUAACCUUCUGGUGGACCACCGGGAUGAUGGUGACAGGCUACAGGCGCCCACUGGAGGAGAAGGACCUGUGGUCUUUGAACCCUGAGGACCGCUCUCACAGAGUGGUCCCACAGUUGGUGCAAUGCUGGAACACAGAGUGCCAAAAGGUGAAAAGGACAGAGCAGAAAAUGCUGUACUCACCCAAGAAAGUCCCCCACAGUGAGAACCAAGAGGGCCAAGUGGAAGAGUCUGAGAUCUUGAUUCUACGACCUCCCACGAAAACUAAAGAGCCCUCACUGUUGUGGGCACUGUGCUUCACCUUUGGGCCCUACUUUUUCAUCUCCUGCAUCUAUAAGUUAAUCCAGGACGUCCUCAUGUUUGUUGGCCCUGAGAUCCUGCGACUGCUUAUCCAGUUUGUCAAUGAUUCCAGUGCUCCCUCCUGGCACGGCUACUUCUACACUGCUCUACUGUUUGUGUGUACCUCCGUGCAAUCACUCGUCCUCCAGAAAUACUUUCACGUCUGCUUUGUGUCAGGCAUGCGCUUACGUACUGCAAUCGUUGGCGCCGUCUAUAGGAAGGCUUUGGUCAUAAGCAGCGCAUCACGACGAACCUCUACAGUGGGAGAGAUCGUCAACCUAAUGUCAGUGGACGCCCAGCGCUUUAUGGAUCUCAUCACAUACAUCAACAUGAUAUGGUCUGCCCCGCUGCAGGUGGUGCUGGCCCUCUACUUUCUUUGGCAGAACCUGGGUCCAUCUGUGUUGGCUGGAGUGGCUGUGAUGGUUCUGAUGGUUCCAGUUAAUGCUGUAAUUGCAAUGAAAACCAAGGCUUACCAGGUGGCUCAGAUGAAGAGUAAAGACAAUCGCAUUAAGCUGAUGAAUGAGAUGCUGAAUGGCAUCAAAGUGUUGAAGCUUUACGCCUGGGAGCUGGCCUUCAAAGAAAAGGUGUCAGAAAUCCGUGAGAGUGAGCUGCGUGUCCUGAAGAAGGCUGCCUACUUGGCGGCUGUGUCUACCUUCACCUGGGUCUGUGCACCUUUCCUUGUUGCCCUAUCAACUUUCACAGUGUACGUACUGAUUGAUGAGCAAAACGUGCUGGAUGCCCAGAAGGCCUUUGUGUCACUGGCGCUCUUCAACAUACUGCGUUUUCCUCUCAACAUGCUGCCAAUGGUCAUCAGUAGUAUGGUGCAGGCCAGUGUGUCCCUGAAGCGGCUGAGGGUGUUUCUAUCACAUGAGGAACUGCAGGCGGACAGUGUGGAGCACAAAGCAGUAGCAGGCUCCCCACACAGUAUCUCUGUAACAGAUGGCGUUUUCAGCUGGUCCAGAACUGAAUCGGCAACACUCAGCAGGCUGAAUGUAAAUAUCCCAGAAGGCUCUCUGGUGGCUGUGGUGGGACAUGUGGGCUCAGGAAAGUCCUCCCUGCUCUCUGCCCUCCUUGGAGAGAUGGACAAACUUGAAGGAACUGUCACUGUUAAGGGUUCUGUGGCUUAUGUUCCCCAGCAGGCGUGGAUCCAGAAUGCCUCUUUGAAAGAUAACAUAAUGUUUGGUCAAGAGAGACGAGAAGCCUGGUAUCAGCAGGUGGUGGAGGCAUGUGCCCUUCAGCCUGACCUUGAGAUUCUUCCUGCUGGAGAUGACACUGAAAUUGGAGAAAAGGGAGUGAAUCUGUCAGGAGGUCAGAAGCAGCGGGUAAGCCUGGCCAGGGCUGUCUACUGUGACCGUGCUGUCUACCUGCUGGAUGACCCACUGUCUGCUGUUGAUGCUCACGUAGGAAAACAUAUCUUUGAUCAUGUCAUCGGCCCACAGGGACUGCUAAAGGACAAGACCCGCGUGCUGGUCACCCAUGGGUUGAGCUACCUACCCCAGGCCAACUUGAUCUUGGUCAUGAUGAAGGGAGAAAUCACAGAGAUGGGCUCAUACCAGCAGCUCAUGGCCACAGAGGGAGCCUUUGCUGAGUUCCUGCGAACUUAUGCUGCUGUGGACAAACCUGACAACAGUGAACCUGUACCAAACAGUGGUGUCAAAGGACUGGAGAAUGGCAGUGUGACUGCUCUUGCUGGCAGCCCAGGUGUCAGCAGCGUAUCCAAACAGUCAGACAAAGCAGACAAGGAGUUGAGCAAGAAGGCCAAGAAUCGGGAGAUGGGGAAGCUGACAGAGGCUGACAAGGCCAGCACUGGGCAGGUUAAGCUCUCUGUCUUCUGGGCCUAUCUUAAGGCCAUUGGAGUGCUUCUGUCCUUCAUCAGUCUUUUGCUGUUUCUUGCCCAUCACCUGGUCUCCCUGUUCUCCAACUAUUGGUUGAGCCUGUGGACGGAUGACCCCGUGGUUAAUGGCACACAGCCUAACAGACUAAUGAGACUUGGGGUGUAUGGUGCUCUUGGCCUAUCUCAGGGUGUGGCCAUCUUUGGUUACUCCCUUUCCAUGUCUAUCGGGGGUGUCCUGGCAUCCCGGUACCUCCACCAGUCCAUGCUGUAUGAUGUCCUGCGCUCACCUAUGUCCUUCUUUGAGCGAACCCCCAGUGGUAACCUGGUCAACCGCUUUGCCAAGGAGAUGGACACCAUUGACACAGUGAUCCCCAGCAUUAUUAAGAUGUUUCUGGGCUCUAUGUUCAAUGUGAUGGGCUCCUGUGUCAUCAUCCUGUUCGCCACGCCGCUAGUAGCCAUCAUCAUUCCAUUUCUGGGUCUGCUCUACUUUUUUGUGCAGAGGUUUUAUGUGGCAUCAUCUCGUCAACUGAAGCGUCUAGAGUCAGUCAGUCGUUCCCCAAUUUAUACCCACUUCAAUGAAACACUGCUGGGCACCUCAGUUAUCCGAGCCUUUGGUGAACAGGAGCGAUUCAUCCAUGAGAGUGACCAAAGGGUGGACCAUAACCAGAAGGCUUACUAUCCCAGCAUAGUUGCCAACAGGUGGCUGGCAAUUCGCCUUGAGUUUGUGGGAAACUGCAUCGUGUCAUUUGCUGCUUUGUUUGCUGUGAUAUCCAGAGAGAGCCUCAGCCCAGGCAUUAUGGGACUGUCGAUAUCCUAUGCCCUCCAGCUUACUACCUCACUUACGUGGCUUGUGAGGAUGUCUUCUGAUGUGGAAACCAACAUAGUGGCUGUGGAGAAAGUGAAAGAGUACGGUGACACAGAGAAAGAGGCAGAGUGGAAACACGAGCCCUCCACCCUCUCACCAGGUUGGCCCACUAAUGGCUGCAUUGACAUAAGAAACUUUGGCCUGCGCUACCGCCACGAUUUGGACCUGGCCAUUCGCAACAUUAACAUCUCCAUUAACGGAGGAGAGAAGGUGGGGAUUGUGGGGCGCACUGGUGCAGGGAAAUCUUCCCUAACGCUGGGGCUCUUUCGGAUCAUUGAGGCAGCUGAAGGCAACAUAUUGAUUGAUGGAGUGGACAUCGCCAAGCUAGGCCUCCACGAGCUUCGUUCCAGAAUCACCAUCAUACCACAGGACCCGGUGCUGUUUUCAGGCUCUUUGAGGAUGAACCUGGAUCCUUUUGACUUGUACACUGAUGAGGAAGUAUGGAGGGCUUUGGAGUUCUCCCAUCUUAAGACCUUUGUGUCCAGCCUACCCAAAAGCCUUAGCCACGACUGCAGUGAAGGAGGAGAGAACUUGAGUGUGGGUCAGCGGCAGCUGCUGUGCCUAGCCAGAGCUCUGCUGAGGAAGACCAAAGUCCUUGUUCUAGAUGAGGCCACAGCAGCUGUAGACAUGGAGACAGAUAACCUAAUCCAGUCCACCAUCCGCUCUCAGUUUGAGGACUGCACUGUCUUGACAAUAGCUCAUCGCCUUAACACCAUUAUGGACUACACCAGGGUUCUGGUGUUGGAAAAUGGAGAGAUGGCAGAAUUUGAUUCUCCCUCCAAUCUCAUCGCUCAGAGAGGUGCCUUUUACAAGAUGGCAAAGGAUGCUGGGCUGGUCUGAAGCAGGGGGGGGUGUCAUUUUGUCCAGCUGCUUCUCUGAGCCCGUCCUCCACCCUUAUGGCUCCUGUUGCAGAGAGCUUAUAUUUUAAAGUGGGAGGGACACAAAAUGGACUUAAGGUUCUUCAUAUUUGAUUAUUUAAGCAAGGUCAAUGAGAGAAAAUGAUUUAGUCUGACAUGGUUCAUCCUUUAGGUUUACACUGCUUGUAUACACCCUGUAUCUUCAGAGCCAGUUCAAAUGGUCUCCCUGCCAUAUGUUCUGGAAGAUGGGGGGACAAAUUCAAAGAGAGAACAUAGAAUGUUACACAUUAAAAGAUCACUACUGGUUCUAGAAACCAGUACAGCUGUACUGGUUUCUAGAAACCAGUACAGCUGUACUGGUUUCUAGAAACCAGGACUGGUCAACAUUUUAGAGUCAUAUGUGCCAAAUACCAUACUGUCAUACCAGAUAUUAAGGCUACAGUUAUGAUGGGAAAUAAAGAUGUGCAUCAGUGAUUCUGGUGCUUUUUUUUUUAAAUUAUUUUUCAAAGACCGUUCUGUCUACUAUUAAACUCAAGAGCAAUAUGGAAAUGGCUUUAUCAUUGUUUCACUGUUGGGAUGCUUUUGGGGUUUUUUUUGACAAAAUGUCAUUAAACACAGGUCAAUUACAGAAUUUCAUAUUCUAAGAAAAUAUCACCAGUGAAUAAUGGAACUGAGAGACGACUUGUUUUCACCUUGUGCUCGCAAGCAAAGCAAAAGAGCAUGAAUGAAGAUGCUCUUCAGGAGUGUUGUUCUGGGAGAGGAGAUUUUUAGUUUUCUUUUUCAGUUUAACUGUUGGAAGGUGGGGGGUGCAUUAGGAGUAAUGGCAGUGAGCCAGACACAUCACUUUACAUAAACAUCACAACAAAACUACCAACGCACAAACUGUUUUUGAACCUGUUGAUUUCACUUGACUGUUACAUCUCAUUUAGCACUGAUUAUUUAUUGUCUUCUUUCAGCAACAUCUUUAAGUUGUGUUCCUGCAGGCUGCUGAUUACAUUAGAGACUUUAUUCAUGUAAUAAAUACACAAUGUUACUUUUGUUCUAUCUUCAGGAUUUAAAUACUUUGAAAGCCAAAUCUGUUCGGUACCUUGCGUGCUCUGUUUUGAUCAGCAUAUCUCCUCCUCUGAUGGAUUCAGCAGAAAAAAGUAAAGUAUGGAAUGUGAAUACAAUGUGCACAUGGCAACAAGUAAAAAAAAACUGUCAAAUAUGCUGACAACAGUUUUCAUGUUGAUUUGAUCAUGUUAUGUGGCUUUGUGUGCUUGUUUGUUAGAUUGUGUUUUCCUAAGCUAAUGUGUAUGUUUUGAAUAAAGGUAGCCUGUACAUAAGUUCUGAUGAGGUACAGCACAGAGCUUUUGUAAUGACAUGCUGAAACAUGCACUGGGCAUUACAAACACUGCGCAGAAACAUUGUUUUAGUUGUCUCAGGUACGCUACAAAAUGAAUGUUUUUGUUUGUUUUUAAUAAACAAAUAUAAACUUUAUAUAGAACAUUCACUGUAAGGAUCCCUUUUGUGUCAUUAUCUUAAGUUAAUGUGGCCUUUUGCCACCAGUCUGCAUACACAGUGGUGACAGAUUAAAACAGACUCUCGUACCCCUUCAUUAAGAGGAUUUGGAGCUCCCGUGGUUUAGACCCAGCUCAGUAAAGAGGGAAAGGGCACAGCAAGUCAAUAUGUGUGAAUACCUUUACUCUAUGAUGAUGAUGAUGAUAAAGAGUAAAGCACAUGCUUUACUAUGAAUUUACCAUCAAAGCUCUCAGCCUAGUCAACUGCUUUUUGGGGAGAUUUGGGUGAGGUAUGUGCUCUCCACCACCAUCAUCAAAACUCCAAGGAUGGGAUUGAUCCCUCCACUGAGACCUGGAGGAGCUGUCAGUGCCUGUGACCAUGUGGUGGCCCAACUUUCCCAUGUUGGGUUUCUGUCACAACCCCAUAAUUAACCUGUCUGUUAAGCAUGCACAGGAAACUGUGACAUUUAUGCCAAAAAGUUUUAGUUGUAAAAAUAGGAAAUAAGAUUUAAUUUACGAUAGACCCUUUUGUGGAUAUUUUCAUAUGUGGGAUGUGUGGGGGCAUUUUAUUUCAAGUAAUGCAAUAAAAAGUUGAUGUGCAGCUCAUAUUAAAGUCCAUGGAUAGGCUGGUGGGUUUGUUUGUCUUCAGUAAUUAAAACAGCAGUAGAUGUUUUACAGAAGGACCAAAUGGAGGGAAAAAAUACAUCCUAAGUAAAUGCAGCAAGAUUAGAAUUGUAUUCUAAAGGUAUUAAAAUAAUUUUUCUUUAAAAUUCAGAGGAGUAGUGUGGGCAUACAGGAUCAUAGCAGCCCUGAAACUGUCAUUUUGUCUCUAUGGCUAUAAGUGGAGCUGCAUGGGGGUUAGCACUGUCACCUCUGCGUUCUGGAGACCUUCUGGGUUCGAAUCCAGCCUGGGGCUUUUCAGUGUGGAGUUUGCGUGUUCUCCUGUGGGUUCUUUCUAGGUACUCCCACUUCUUCCCACAGUCCAAACACAUGCAUGAGGUUAAGCGGUUGUCAAGUGUUGUGCUCCAGCCCUCCACCCCCUCCCACAGCUCUCAACAUGGCUGUGUGAUGUUCAGGGCUAAAUGAGUCUGGCCUGUUGGUAA
This is a messenger RNA of Archocentrus centrarchus (flier cichlid), 7237 nucleotides long. It is a transcript of the gene abcc1, whose product is annotated as ATP binding cassette subfamily C member 1 (ABCC1 blood group). Gene Ontology annotation, biological process: glutathione transmembrane transport; xenobiotic transport. Gene Ontology annotation, cellular component: basolateral plasma membrane. NCBI's taxonomy places the organism in Eukaryota, Metazoa, Chordata, Actinopteri, Cichliformes, Cichlidae. Gene Ontology annotation, molecular function: ATP binding; glutathione transmembrane transporter activity; ABC-type xenobiotic transporter activity. The record is from RefSeq and is a predicted model, not a curated record. The coding region runs from base 86 to 4618 and encodes 1510 amino acids. The transcript has 31 exons.